AUGGUUCGUGCUGAUUGUAAGGAUCUCCGUGAGAAUGGUCACACUGAUUCCGGUGUUUACCAGAUUUAUCCUAAUGAUAACGACCCCCGUCCACUCAGUGUGUACUGUGACAUGACCACAAUGGGAGGCGGAUGGACGGUUAUACAAAAACGAGUGGAUGGAUCCCUGAGCUUUAACAAGGACUGGGAGACUUAUAAGAUUGGUUUUGGUUCACCAGAACAGAAUGUUUGGAUCGGAAAUGACGUAAUUCAUCAGUUAACAAAGGGAAACAACUCGUCCCUUUAUGUCUCCAUCACUCUCCAGGAUGGUACAGGUCUGUAUGAGUUGUACGAAAAGUUCGCCAUUUCUAACGAAACAGAGAAUUAUAAACUAUUUCUGGCGGGACCUGCACGGGGAACAUUAGGUGACAGUAUGUUAACUACUGCAUAUUCCAACUUUCGGUUGUCUGGUAUGUACUUUACUACGUACGACAGAGAUAACGACAGGUACUCUGAUGGUAACUGUGCUACUAAGCAUAAAGGAGGCUGGUGGUUUAAUGGGUGCUACAACGCCUUCCUGAACGGGCUCUGGUCAACUACAGAUUGGGUUUGGCCUUGGACUCCUAAAAUUACGGAUGGGACAUCUGUGAAAGGCACGGUGAUGAUG
Messenger RNA from Saccostrea cuccullata (small rock oyster), 645 nucleotides. Its product is annotated as fibroleukin-like. The record is from RefSeq and is a predicted model, not a curated record. The transcript is spliced from 5 exons. NCBI's taxonomy places the organism in Eukaryota, Metazoa, Mollusca, Bivalvia, Ostreida, Ostreidae. The annotation marks the transcript as partial.